CAUGUGUUUGUAUUGGGCUCUCUGUGUGGAGCCCUUUGGUGCGAGAGCAACUCCGAGAGGAUACGUGCACGGAGCGCGAUAGCUCCCCAAAGGACGAAACGUAACUGCGAAAGAGCGAAGCGAAACUCCACAAAAACAGCAAAUAAACGGGAACAACGUGGGCGUGUGUAAAUGCAGCACCAGUGCAGCGCGCUGCUUGCCGUCUUUCACGCAGCAGUAGGCUUUGGAACGGUGCAAUGGCCGUGCCAACCCGUGUGCUGCCCCAAAGGUACCGACAGUGGAAAGUGCAGUUUCCAGUGCACCGGUAAGAAAAUCCGGUCGUUCCCAUCCCGGAGGUCCAAGUGUCCUGCCAUUUGCUCUGUGUGGUGCUGCUGUCUGUUGGUGAGCACCGCGACCCACUAGGGUAGCGCAAAGCCACUCGAAAGGAACGCGGAAAAGGAUGUCAAGUGUUUUGGCUGCGACGACAGAGGCCCAUUUCGUCGUGUCCCGGCCGCCUGCUGUGACGUGUGUGUGUGUUGGUGUGUCGCUCGCCGUCGCUCCGGUGUGAUUUACUUCUGCUCUUUCGGGCGGGAUUGGGGGAUUGGUGCGUAGAGUGGUUUUGUGUGCUGCAGAGUUGCACCAGUGACAACCACCAGUGAACAAGUAAUGCAGCGGGUGCAGUGUGCCUGUGAUUAGAUAAUAAAAACUGUUUCCCCUGGUGCAAUCAGGUGCAACCACACCCGGAAGUGUAUCGAAAUGUGAGCUUUUUUUUGUCGCAGCUACCAGCACGAAAAUGUUUCCCGGGAGCUGCCGGGACGCGGACCAGCUGGAACAUCAUUCGCCGUUCUCCAGCAGCAACUCCAACCACUCCGAAAGCUCACCGAUUGCAUCCUCGACUACGACGCUCCUGGCCGGCACUGCAAGCCCGGCGCAGCUGGUGUCACAGACCAUCAGUACGGCAGGUGGCAGCAGCAGCAGCAGCAGCAGUAACAUCAAUGUAGGCGAGGUUUCCUCGACGUGCAGUGUCGGAUCGCCGUACGAUACGGUUUCGUCCUCGCCGGGAUACAUCAACACCGAGUCGUCCGUGUCUAGUUUGGACGAUCUGAAAUCAUCGGAAGACCCACCGUGCAGCGACGCCAGCUCAACGACGACCGCGAAAACGUUCGUCGCCUGCAAGGUGUGCGGUGACAAAGCGUCCGGCUACCAUUACGGCGUUACGUCGUGCGAGGGCUGCAAGGGAUUCUUCCGGCGCAGCAUACAGAAGCAGAUCGAGUAUCGGUGCCUACGGGAUGGCAAGUGUUUGGUGAUACGGCUGAACCGCAACCGGUGCCAGUACUGCCGCUUCAAGAAGUGUCUCUCCGUUGGCAUGAGCCGUGACUCCGUGCGGUAUGGCCGCGUGCCGAAAAAGUCACGCGAGGCGGGCAGCUGCAGCGAGGAGAACAUGAGCAUCUGCGUCAACUCGACGACACCUGCCGCCGGUCCGCAGCACGGCAACGGAUCGCUCGGAACGGGUCACAGUGCGAACGGCACCAUGCCCACUACCACUACCAGCACGCUCGGCAGCGGCAACAACGCGGGCAAUAACACUAGCGCCACCAUCGGCCACAGCAACGGCCCGCCAUCAUCGAACGCCAGCAUGGCCGCGAACAGCUGUGCCGAGAUCAGCACGUCCACCGGGACGAUCCUGCCCGACUCGCUGACAUUUACGCCGCCGGAGCUGUCCGUGUACGAUAUCAUCCAGUGCAUUGCGCAGGCCCACCGGGGCCACUGUACCUACACGAGCGAGCAGGUGAAGGAGCAGAGCCGAGUGUCGCUGCUCAACUACAGCGAGAAGCACAACCCCCUGGAAUCGCUCGAGGAUCAGCGGAUCUGGCUCUGGCAGCAGUACGCGAUGCGCAUGACGCCGGCCGUCCAGAGGAUUGUGGAGUUUGCCAAGCGCGUCCCCGGAUUCGGAGAGUUUCUGCAGGACGAUCAGCUGAUUCUGAUUAAGCUAGGGUUCUUCGAGGUGUGGCUAACGCACGUGGCACGAGCCACCAACGACAGUACGAUCACGUUCGACGACGGUGUGUACAUCACCCGCCAGCAGCUAGAAGUGAUCUACGAUCCCGAGUAUGCCAACGCACUGUUUAACUUUACCAGCGGGCUAAACAGCUGCUGCCUGAGCGACACCGAGAUCGGCCUGUACUCGGCCCUCAUCCUGCUGUCCGAUCGGCCCGGCCUCGUCGAGACGAAGCUGAUCCUGAAGACGCGCGAAUGCAUCGCGGAAGCGCUGCGAGUACAAAUCACCCGAUCGCGGGCAAACAACGGCAUGGGGGCGCUGCAGAUCAUGCCCGCACUAGAGGCGCGCGUCCACGAGCUGCGCAUGCUGGGCGAAAAGCACUCCGCCCAUCUGGAGUGGUUCCGGACAAACUGGAGCACGAUCCGGCUGCCGCCCCUGUUUGCGGAAAUAUUCGACGUGCCCAAGUGUGAGGAAGACUUGCAGUAGAGGAGAAACAAUGCCGUGAAAAAGGCCCCUAUAAAUCUCGUAAGGCCACAAAGAGGCAAUACCAUGAUGAGAACCAGUGACAUCCGUUACACACAUCAGCAUAUAUAGGCAAGCGAUAUUACCAGAUGCAUAAACACACUAUUGAAACACAUAUCAUGCAUAUUGAUGUGAAUUGUUCAUCCCCACUACACUACUAUACCCCCCAUUUUUCCCGACCAGUUCGUACGACCAGAUAAGACCUGUGUUAGAUUAGAGGGCCCCGCAGCGAUGGCAGAUAAAGCAAUAAGGCGCAGAGAGCAGUAGUCGGUGCGGUCUGAUAAGCGCAAAACCAGUGCAACCGCAGACAAUGUUCGGUUUGUCGGUGUACGAUGAUGUUACAUGAAAGCAUGAUAGGAAUUUUAAGCUAAACGGGUGGUACAGGUUACAGACCGACAAAACGGGGAGAGUAGAACAGUACAGUGGCCAUUAGAUGUAGUUCUAUUCGUUUGUGUGCUCUCCCCUGACACUCCCUUGAAGUGAAUCUCCCUCUCUCACUCUCGAUGUGUGCUAUCUACCACCUGUUUCCGGUUGUUUUUACCCCAUUGACCGCGAAGCUGGCAAGAUGUACUCGAGCAAUAUCAUAGUAGCAAUAGGCAGUACAAGUUACUAGACACGUAGCACUAGCGAAUGUAGCGUAUCAUGUUUUACAAGUACAGGGCUGAGAAGGGAGGGAGAGAGAGAGAAAGAGAGAAAGUAUAGCUAAACAACAAUCAUCAUCACAACGUUCCCUUCAACCUCUGGAGAUCGCCAGAGGAGGUUGCCUGUUAUUAGUAGAACAAAUUGAGACUUUUUAACGGUUAAGUAAAACAAAAAAAAAACUGGUGCUGUAAUUUAAAAAAACCCCGAUACUAAUUUUAAGCGAGAUGUCCCGUGACUAUAUCCCUUAUACUACUAUUACUACUACUAGUACAUCUCGGUAGAUACAUUAGAGGAACAUCUUUCCCCCACUUUUCGCUGGCGGCACUCUACGGCAAUCAAUCAAUCCCUUCGAUUCGUCCAUCGCCAUCAUCGUCGAAAUGAGUUCGAUUCUACCACUGACGGGGUGACGCGAUAUGCCCUGCUUUUUCUGCGAUAUAAUAAUGGGUUGUUAACAUAUUAACGAUAUGUUAGUGAAAUCAGAGAGACAGAGUUAUUUUUUGCUCUAAAUCCUAUACAAGCGUGCGCGCGCGUUACACUAUGUGCGUGUGUGUGUGUGUGUGAAUAAUUUUAAACAGGCGUUUGCUGGACAAGAAAUGCAGUAAAAACCACACACCACGUGGCAUUCGUACUCUAUUUAUCGAUUUAUGCUACUGGGCCGUAAGGAAAAGGCUGUUUUAAACUGCACAGUGAAGUGGUAGUAGCAGUCCAGCAGAGACAAGACUCUCCCUGUGGGAUGACGACGAUAGACAAUGUGAGAGACUACCGAUUUAGCUAUAUUUGAAACUUUAAAAGUAAUGUGAAGAUAACGUAUACAUCUAUACAACGUAUACAUAUUUUGUUACGCAUAUUGUUGCCUUUUUUAUGAUUAGCGUUAGUUAAAAUGCUGUUUAGCCGAAUUUAUCAACUCCCUUCCCCCUUCAUUCCUUAUAUUAAUCUCGCAUCUCUUAAGGUAGAAAAUGGAAAUGGAAAAAGGAUUAGCGAAAGGAGUGGACACUUUAAGGCUUUCUCGUUUUUCUUCCUUUUGGAUAGAUUUCGAGACAGGAAUCGUUGUGUUUUGUUAAGUUUUUUCUCUAUUCGUGCGCAAACGUGUGUCAUUCGUGUUUUAGUUAUGCAAAUCAAAGCAAUCGUUUUGUGCAUCUUUUCAGUGCAGAAUAUUAUUUUCAAAAAAGGAACUGGAAAGUUUAGAUUAAAAAAAGACAAAACAAAACGGCCAUUCAUUGGAGGUAAGCGUGUAGGGAAAAAUGGAAAAAAGAAGGAGAAAAAAGAGAUGAAACCCAUAUGCAUAAAAGAUGCUGCUACUUAAGAAGUAAACGAUGAAUAAAGUGGA
Molecule: messenger RNA, 4469 nt
Organism: Anopheles arabiensis
Lineage: Eukaryota; Metazoa; Arthropoda; Insecta; Diptera; Culicidae
Gene: Eip78C
Product: ecdysone-induced protein 78C
Exons: 6
Coding region: 773-2464 (563 amino acids)
Biological process (GO): regulation of DNA-templated transcription
Molecular function (GO): zinc ion binding; nuclear receptor activity; sequence-specific DNA binding
Source: RefSeq, a predicted model, not a curated record